Molecule: messenger RNA, 1743 nt
Organism: Microplitis mediator
Lineage: Eukaryota; Metazoa; Arthropoda; Insecta; Hymenoptera; Braconidae
Product: alpha-(1,3)-fucosyltransferase C-like
Exons: 4
Coding region: 506-1711 (401 amino acids)
Cellular component (GO): membrane
Molecular function (GO): alpha-(1->3)-fucosyltransferase activity
Source: RefSeq, a predicted model, not a curated record
UUUUCUCUCUUAGUGUCAAUGACAGCUGAGUGGUAACAACUUCGUUCCACUGUAAUUUAUUUUAUUUCAUUUAUUCGUUAUUUCUUAAAUUAUUUAGUUUUCAAUAAAAUGUCCAAGUAUACAAAUAAUAUUUUUUUUAAAUCAAAAGUUAAAAUUUUAAACUGAUAAAUGUAUUUUUAUAUUGUUAUACUUUAUAACUUUGGCAUUGUUUGAAAGAGAUAACAACAACAAAAAAUAUUGGAAUGUAUUCCGUACGUGUGCUAUCAGUACAUUAAAAUAAGUAAUUUUAAAAUGAUACUCGUACAAUAUCACGAGAAUGCAGUUAACUUUUUUAUUGAGCUUUAUUAUAUUGCGUAGUGGUACUGCUGAUUAAUGUUUUAUGAAAUUUAGUUUCAAUCAAUACAACGAUCAAUUUAUAUACUCAUGUACCUGAUACUAGUAUUUUCUAUUAGAUGUAGUUGACAUAAUUAUUAUUUAUUUUAAAAUUAUAUACAAACAAAAAAAAAUGCGAAAAUUGUGGUGGUAUCUUGAUUUUCUCAUAUUUAUUACGCUUAUUUUAAUUGUUGUGUACACAUGGAUCCCGGUAUUAUAUCAAGACUCGAAGACUUCAUAUCAGGCAGUUAAAAGACGAUGGAAUCAUUCACCGGGUCACUAUAAACAAGUCAAAACAAUUCUUUUUUGGAAUAAAAUGUAUGCGGAAAAGCAUACAGACUUUAUGUUUGGUGUCGGAGAUAUUUUUAAAAAUUGCCCUGUACCUCAUUGUUAUGCUACACCUGAUAGAAAGUUAUUUAAUUUUAUAACGGAUUAUGAUGCCAUAUUAUUUCAUGGAAUUGAAAUGCAGCUAAAUGAUUUACCGACUUAUAGAUCUACUCAUCAACGUUAUAUUUAUUUUUCAUGGGAAUCACCAGUUUCGAGACCAUUAAAUGACCACGAAUUUGUUUUAAAUCCAAAUUUUUAUAACUGGACAAUGUCUUAUCGAUUGGAUUCAGAUAUACGUAGGCCUUAUGGCCAGAUUAGAGAUAUUAAGAGUAAUAAAAUUAUUGCACCGCCACGUGAUCCAGAUGGAAUUGUUAAAUGGAGAUCACCUUAUGAUAAUAAAUACAUUCCGACUGAAGAUGAGAUGUUGAUUAUUAAAGGGAAAAAAAAAAUGGCUGCUUGGUUUGUUUCACACUGCGAAACUAAUUCUCAACGAGAAAUAUUAGUAAACAAUCUUCAGCAAUACUUUGAGAUUGACGUUUAUGGUAAAUGUGGUGACAAACAUUGUAAUAAAACAAUAAAUCAUGAUUGUUAUAAUCUUGUUGAGCGCGAUUAUUAUUUCUACUUGUCAUUUGAAAAUACACUUUGCAGAAAUUACAUAACUGAGAAAUUAUUUUUACCAAUGGAAAAAUACGUUAUUCCAGUAGUUUACGGUGGCGCUGAUUAUGCACAAUUUGUUCCACCACAUUCUUAUAUUGAUGUGAGAAAUUUUAAUGAUACUGGACAAUUGGCUAAAUUUUUGUCGAAAUUGUCAAAUAAUCCAACGGAAUAUGCUAAAUAUUUUUGGUGGAAAAAAUAUUAUUCAAUUGAGGAUACAAAUGAAUCAACACUUUGUGAUCUCUGUGAAAAACUUCACGAUCCAACGUUGCCAAGAAAGAGUUUAGAAAAUUUUAAAAAGUAUUAUAUUAGGGACCAGUGUGUUUACACGAAAUUGAUAAAUGCAACGGUCGCUUGAAAAAUAAAAAAAAAAUUUGAAAUUUUUAUAAU